AUGUCUGACUCCACCGUCCCGUCGACCAUCGGCUCCCAGCAAGAUGAAGAGAAGGCCAUACAACCCCCCGUCGUCUCUGAGAGCCCUGCUCAGGACUCAGCUCUCCCACCAGAGGGCGGCCUUCGAGGUUGGCUAUGUUGCGCUGGCGGUUCCCUAGGUCUGUUCGCUACGUUGGGCUUCCUGAACGCCAUUGGUAUCUUCCAAACCACCUAUCAAGAGACUCUCUUGAAGGACUACAGCUCUUCCGACAUCUCAUGGAUCUUUACAAUCCAGCUCGCUCUCAUAUGGGCUCCAGGUUCCCUAUUCGGCCGCAUUGUAGAUACCUACGGACCGCGCCCGGUCAUGCUCCCAUGUACCUUUCUUUGCCUCUUCUCACUGUGCAUGACGAGUCUGGCCACCGAAUACUAUCAGAUCAUCUUGGCGCAGGGAAUUGGUUAUGGACUCGGAGCUGGAGGUAUUUUCACCACCUGCCUGGUCUGCGUGAGCCAGUGGUUCGUCAAGCAGCGAGGCCUUGCUCUGGGAGUAACUGUUGCGGGUAGUAGUAUUGGGGGCGUGAUAUUCCCAUUCUUUCUGAAACUGGUUAUGCAAGACGUGGGAUUCAAUGGCAUGGUACGCUACACGGCGCUGUUCAUCGGUAUCGUUUUAGUUGGCGCCUUCUUUCUUGUCAGUGCGCGCCUGCCUCCUAAGAAAUGGGACUCGGAAAUGGCAUGGAUUGACUUCAAGGUGUUCAAAAACCGAGGCUUUGCUUUCUAUUGCCUUGGCUCAUAUUUUGUGAUGUGGGGAUUAUGGGCACCUUUCGAUUAUCUUCCUAGCAUGGCCCAAUUGUCCGGAAUGUCGGAUUCGCUGGCCCUCUACCUGCUCGCAAUUGUGAAGUAA
Aspergillus pseudoviridinutans is the source of this 876-nucleotide messenger RNA. RefSeq lists its product as uncharacterized. The record is from RefSeq and is a predicted model, not a curated record. The transcript is spliced from 3 exons. Gene Ontology annotation, biological process: transmembrane transport. Bases 1 to 876 code for a protein of 291 amino acids. Gene Ontology annotation, molecular function: transmembrane transporter activity. Gene Ontology annotation, cellular component: fungal-type vacuole membrane. NCBI's taxonomy places the organism in Eukaryota, Fungi, Ascomycota, Eurotiomycetes, Eurotiales, Aspergillaceae.